AUGAGUUUUCCUGCGUUCCUCCUUAAGAUGUUUAUGAAGAUGGCAGAUCGUUUCGAGGACCCGUGUCUCCGUUUCCUGCCGUCUGAUGUGCAACGUUGCAUAUGUGACGUCCCACUCUGGACGCUGUUGAGGCGGCAUUUGCGGUCUUGCUUCCGCUGCACGUGCCAUUAUUAUCUUGCGCUACUCAAUGACCUCGAAGCAGCGCGAACAGACGCACCGCAGCUUGUCCUUGUAGUGCCCGGAAAUGUAGUUACACUUACAAACGCGGUUAGCGCAAAUCACUAUACCGCAACGACAGCAGUUUGUUUUGCCGCUGAAGAUCCUAAAUUCUCGAAUGAGGUGUCACAGUCCUGGUACUGGCAGUACUUUGUUUUGGACGGCACCUGCCACUGA
Trypanosoma rangeli is the source of this 393-nucleotide messenger RNA. RefSeq lists its product as uncharacterized. The record is from RefSeq and is a predicted model, not a curated record. Lineage: Eukaryota; Euglenozoa; Kinetoplastea; Trypanosomatida; Trypanosomatidae. The transcript has a single exon. Bases 1 to 393 code for a protein of 130 amino acids.